AUACGCCGCCUUCACCAUGCUGAUCAAAGUUAGAACACUCACAGGCAAGGAAAUCGAGCUGGAUAUCGAGCCGGACUAUAAGGUAUCCCGCAUCAAAGAGCGCGUAGAGGAGAAGGUGGGAAUUCCACCGGUGCAGCAACGGUUGAUAUUUGGCGGAAAGCAGAUGGCAGAUGAUAAAGCUGCGUCGGAGUAUAACCUUGAAGGAGGAGCAACGCUACAUCUGGUUCUAGCUCUACGAGGAGGACAGUAA
Microsporum canis CBS 113480 is the source of this 250-nucleotide messenger RNA. RefSeq names its product bi-ubiquitin. Gene Ontology annotation, biological process: regulation of proteolysis; protein neddylation; modification-dependent protein catabolic process. Gene Ontology annotation, molecular function: ubiquitin protein ligase binding; protein tag activity. The transcript has 4 exons. The record is from RefSeq and is a predicted model, not a curated record. Gene Ontology annotation, cellular component: nucleus; cytoplasm. NCBI's taxonomy places the organism in Eukaryota, Fungi, Ascomycota, Eurotiomycetes, Onygenales, Arthrodermataceae. Bases 17 to 250 code for a protein of 77 amino acids.